Messenger RNA from Eremomyces bilateralis CBS 781.70, 3369 nucleotides. RefSeq names its product ubiquitin-activating enzyme E1 1. The transcript is spliced from 2 exons. Gene Ontology annotation, cellular component: cytoplasm; nucleus. Gene Ontology annotation, biological process: DNA damage response; protein ubiquitination; ubiquitin-dependent protein catabolic process. Lineage: Eukaryota; Fungi; Ascomycota; Dothideomycetes; Eremomycetales; Eremomycetaceae. The coding region runs from base 280 to 3369 and encodes 1029 amino acids. The record is from RefSeq and is a predicted model, not a curated record. Gene Ontology annotation, molecular function: ubiquitin activating enzyme activity.
CAUCUCUUCCCCCGAGAGUUCCGAGCCCUCAACUGUCGUGAAAGUCGUCAAGCUGGGGAAAAGAAGGUUUUCCGGUGACGGCUGUCAUAGCCCUAACAAAAAAGCUAUGACUGUAAGUCUACCUGUUGGCUAUUCACUUAGUGAUGCUAUAUAUGCUCUUGAUCCCCCUCCAAGCCUCAAGCCUGAGCUUCAAAGCUCCGAGUGCUCCCGCCCCAGUCCUUUACUCGCUCAUCUAUCGCUACGGCUCUUUGAGACACCUACUAAUACUAUUCCAAGGAAAUGCAGGUCGACAGCCCUGCGGCGGCUGCCGAGCAGAUCAAGAAUUCGAGUGGCGAGAUCGAUGAGGGCCUGUACAGCCGGCAGCUCUACGUCCUUGGUCAUGAGGCUAUGAAACGUAUGAGCUCUUCGAACGUCCUGAUCGUCGGCUUGAAGGGUCUUGGUGUCGAAAUCGCGAAGAACAUCGCUUUGGCCGGUGUCAAGUCUCUCACCUUAUACGAUCCCCGCCCCGCCGAAAUCUCCGACCUCUCCGCACAAUUCUUCCUUUAUCCCGAAGAUGUCGGCAAGCCUCGAGCGGACGUGACGGUCCCUCGUGUGUCCGAGCUGAACCCCUACACGCCUGUCCAGGAGCAUCCGGUCAAAGAUCUGACAUCGAACCUCGAGGAGCUCAAGCGAUAUCAAGUUGUCGUUCUCACCAACACGCCGCUGGCAGAUCAAAUCAAGAUCUCCGAGUUCUGCCACCAGAAUGGGAUCUUCGUCGUCAUCGCAGAUACUUUUGGGUUGUUUGGCAACAUCUUUACUGAUUUCGGAAAGAACUUCUCUUGCGUGGAUCCUACCGGAGAGGAGCCGUUGACUGGCAUUGUUGCCGGCAUUGACGACGAUGGUCUUGUGUCUGCCCUCGAUGAAACGCGACACGGGCUCACCGAUGGCGAUUACGUGACUUUCACCGAGAUCGAAGGCAUGGAGGGGUUGAACAACGCUGCUCCCCGCAAAAUCUCCGUCAGUGGACCAUACACUUUCAGUAUUGGCGAUGUAUCGGGGCUUGGCCAAUACAAACGUGGUGGACUAUACACCCAGGUUAAGAUGCCUAAAAUCAUUGACUUCAAACCCAUUACCGAGUCCUUGGCUGAUCCAGAAUUCCUCAUCUCCGAUUUUGCGAAGUUCGAUCGUCCGGCGCAGCUACAUGUAGGUUUCCAAGCCCUCCAUGCAUUCGCUGCAAACAACGAUGGCAAAAUGCCUCGCGCACACAACGACGAAGAUGCGAACGCUGUCAUCAACAUUGCCAACGAUCUGGCUAAGAAGGCAAAGGAGCCUGUGGAACUGGACGAGAAGAUCAUUCGAGAGCUCAGCUAUCAGGCACGUGGUGAAGUAAGUCCGGUGGCAGCUGUUUUCGGCGGCCUUGCUGCCCAGCAGGCCCUUGAAGCGGUGUCCGGCAAGUUCCACCCUAUCGUCCAGUGGAUGUACUUGGAUUCAUUGGAGUCAUUGCCUACGUCGUUUAAGCGGUCCGAAGAGCUAUGCAAGCCUCAAGGAACUCGUUACGAUGGCCAAAUCGCGGUCUUCGGCGCAGAAUUUCAAGAGAAGAUCAGCAAUAUGAAACAAUUCCUGGUCGGUGCUGGGGCCAUCGGUUGCGAGAUGCUGAAGAAUUGGGCUAUGAUGGGUCUUGGAUCUGGACCGAACGGUCACAUCACGGUGACGGACAUGGAUCAAAUCGAACGGAGCAACCUCAACCGACAGUUCCUCUUCCGUCCCAAAGAUGUUGGGAAACUGAAGGCCGACUGCGCGGCUGAAACUGUGCAGAAGAUGAACCCCGACCUCAAAGGCAAAAUAACCCGAAUGAAGGAUCGCGUUGGACCGGAUAGCGAGCAUAUCUUCAACGAAAACUUCUGGGAAUCAUUGGAUGGUGUGACGAAUGCUUUGGACAACGUUGAAGCCCGUACAUAUGUGGACAGGAGAUGCGUGUUCUUCCACAAACCCCUGCUCGACAGCGGCACAUUGGGCACAAAGGGCAACAGCCAGGUCGUUCUCCCCAGACUCACCGAGUCUUAUUCAAGCUCCCAGGAUCCUCCUGAGCAAUCGUUCCCGAUGUGCACACUGCGAAGUUUCCCCAACAGAAUUGAGCACACGAUCGCAUGGGCCAAGGAUCUCUUCCAUACGUACUUUGUUGGACCCGCUGAAAUCGUCAAUCUGUACUUGACGAAGCCUAACUACGUGGAAUCCCAACUCAAGCAGUCAGGCAACGAGAAGCAAACCUUGGAGACCUUGAAGGAAUUUUUGGUCACCGAGAAGCCACUGACGUUCGACGACUGCAUCACUUGGGCACGGAUCCAGUUCGAGAAGCAGUACAACAAUGCGAUUCAGCAGCUGCUCUACAACUUCCCCAAAGACUCCCAGACAUCGAGCGGCCAACCGUUCUGGUCCGGGCCGAAGCGAGCUCCUGACCCAUUGAAGUUCGAUCCCAACAAUCCAACGCACUUCACCUUCAUUGAAGCGGGAGCCAACCUCCAUGCGUUCAACUACAAGAUCAACCCGAAGGGUGUUACGAAGGAACACUACCUGAAAGUCCUUGCCGACCAAAUUGUUCCGGACUUCAAGCCUGAUCCAGGCGUCAAGAUCCAAGCGUCGGACAACGAACCGGACCCCAACUCCGAUGCAUCCCGAGCCAGCGGCAACGAACUCUCCGAUAUAAUCGCCAGCCUGCCUCCUCCCAAGUCCCUGGCCGGCGUCCAACUGGAACCCGUCGAAUUUGAAAAAGACGAUGAUACCAACCACCACAUCGACUUCAUCACCGCGGCCUCCAACCUGCGUGCCGAAAACUACAAGAUCGCGGAAGCCAACCGCCACAAGACCAAGUUCCUCGCCGGGAAGAUCAUCCCCGCCAUAGCCACCACGACCGCGCUGGUGACCGGCCUCGUCAACCUCGAGCUGUACAAGAUCAUCGAUGGAAAGACCGACCUCGAGCAGUACAAGAACGGGUUCAUCAACAUCGCGCUGCCCUUCUUUGGCUUUAGCGAGCCGAUCGCGAGCCCGAAAGGCACGUACAAGGGGAGUAAUGGCGAGGACGUCGUGAUUGAUAAGCUGUGGGAUCGGUUCGAGACCGAGGAUGUGACGCUGCAGCAGUUCGUCGAUGACUUCAAGGCGAAAGGGUUGGAUAUCACGAUGAUCAGCUCGGGGGUUAGUUUGCUUUAUGCAAGCUUCUAUCCACCAAGUAAGCUGAAGGACCGCCUGCCUUUGAAGUUGAGUGCGCUUGUGGAAACCAUCAGCAGGAAGCCCAUCCCCGAGCACCAGAAGAACGUCAUCUUCGAGAUCACUGCCGAAGAUAGUACGGAGGAGGACGUGGAAGUCCCGUAUGUGAUGUUGAAGUUGAGGAAGUAA